Molecule: messenger RNA, 938 nt
Organism: Vitis vinifera (wine grape)
Lineage: Eukaryota; Viridiplantae; Streptophyta; Magnoliopsida; Vitales; Vitaceae
Product: enhancer of rudimentary homolog
Exons: 4
Coding region: 209-622 (137 amino acids)
Source: RefSeq, a predicted model, not a curated record
AUGGGAAUGAAAUUCUGAUUCCCAACCUCCGUCCCUACGUGUACUGAUGAAGUCUGAGGUGCGACGACCUGGGGGUCAAUGCUCUCCUUUGAUCACCGGUCAUCUGAUGGCUCACGUUCAUCCUCCACGCUCACGUGGCACUUUGUCUAUAGGGUCGUCCACUAAGUGGGAUCCACCCAGAUCCAAAGGUUCAGAUUAAUCCUGCGAGAUGACGCGGCGGAAUCCCAGUCCUCCCUCUCCUUCUCUCCCUCAUUUUUCUUCGUCGUCGCUCAAAGUCUCUGCAACGAACGAUUCUCUCUCAUCUUCGCUCAACAUGGCUAACAGGCACACUAUUAUACUGAUGCAAACUUCUCAGAACAGAUCAACUAGAACAUUUAUGGAUUACGACUCAAUAAGUCAAGCCAUGGAUGGUAUAUGUGGACUAUAUGAGAGGAAGCUUAAGGACCUAAAUCCAGCCAACCAAAACAUCACUUAUGACAUUGCAGAUCUCUAUAAUUUCAUUGAUGGCCUGGCGGAUAUGAGUGCACUAGUUUAUGAACAUUCAAUUCAGGCAUACCUGCCAUAUGAUCGACAGUGGAUUAAACAGCGGACGCUUCAACACCUCAGGAGAAUGGCACAUUAAUAAUAUGCUGCUGACUCUUUUCUCUAGUUAUUUUCCCAGGUAUCAUCCCUAAGAAAAAAUUGUAUGAAGAACAGAAUUAAGAGUAUUGUUUGGGCUUCCUUGUUGGUGCCGAGGCUAUCAAAUGUAAAAAUUAUACUCACUGCAGGAUGUAUUUUUUUUAGAAUGGGGGGUGGCUUUCUGCUGGAGUAUUCACAUUAAGACCUGACCAACUAAUUGUGGCUUGUGUAGUUGCCCUUUUUGGGAAGCUUAAGCUUGAGAUUUGAUAUGGAACACUAUGUACCUUAAGUAAAAACUUCAUGGCAUGGUUGUUGUCGAA